AUGUGCUCCACCAGCUGCUCCACGGGCUGCCAGGCGUCCUGCUGCACCCCCAGCUCCUGCCAGGCAUCCUGCUACGUGCCCAUGAGCUGCCAGCCCACCAUGUCCGUGCCCGUGAGCUGCAAGCCUGCCGUGUAUGUGGUCCCCUCCGGCCAGUCCUCUGUUUGCCUGCCCGUGAGCUACAGGCCCCUCGUGCUCAUGGCCCCCUCCUGCCAGUCCUCCGGGGGCUGCCAGCCCUCCCGCCCCACUCUGCUCUGCAGACCCGUCUCCUGUAGCACCCCAUCCUGCUUCUGGCCAUGA
Molecule: messenger RNA, 297 nt
Organism: Odobenus rosmarus divergens (Pacific walrus)
Lineage: Eukaryota; Metazoa; Chordata; Mammalia; Carnivora; Odobenidae
Product: keratin-associated protein 12-1-like
Exons: 1
Coding region: 1-297 (98 amino acids)
Source: RefSeq, a predicted model, not a curated record